Theileria equi strain WA is the source of this 1095-nucleotide messenger RNA. Its product is annotated as haloacid dehalogenase-like hydrolase family member protein. The record is from RefSeq and is a predicted model, not a curated record. Gene Ontology annotation, molecular function: magnesium ion binding; phosphatase activity. Bases 253 to 1095 code for a protein of 280 amino acids. Gene Ontology annotation, cellular component: cytosol. NCBI's taxonomy places the organism in Eukaryota, Apicomplexa, Aconoidasida, Piroplasmida, Theileriidae. The transcript is spliced from 2 exons.
AAUACACACUUGUGGUUCAUUUUAGGUAUCGUUUGGCAGAACAUCCAAUUUCACUCGCUUUAAUCAUCACUUCUCGCCUGUCUAGUGGCGACUUUUGCUUGUCUAAACGACGCAGAAUCUGUCUGGGUGACAUAGGCUGCUAUUCUGUCUAGGGAACGUCAACCGUUGGUAUUUCUUGACCUUGGAGUGCAAGUUAUUAUAUUCUUGUCUACAGUACUGACCACGCUUUCUCUGGUACCUGUAGCCUGCAAAAUGGAGGCAUCUAGUCCCCCGGAGACUCCCAUGGAGAAACCUCAAUAUUUUGGGAUUGAUAUAGAUUCUACACUCUUUACGCACAAUGAAGAAGCCUUUGAAAAGAAUGUUAAUGCCUUUGCCAAGGUCAGGAAGAUGGGUUACACGCCGUUUCUAUGUACAGGGAGAUCACGUAACUCUGGCCUCGGAGUACUGGGUACAAGCUUUGCAGAAAAGACAGGUUAUCAAGGCUACCCAGGUGUAUACCAAAAUGGAGCAGUUGUCUACGACGAACACGGAAACCUCAUUUAUUCCAAGCCAUUUUCUAGGGAAUUUGUAAAAACACUUGCCGAACAUUUGGAAGCUGAAAAUCUCAAGGACAAAUGCAUCUUCUACACAGAGACUGCUUCCUACUCACUUGCGGGCAUCGAUGAGAAGCUUAUGGAAUUCACUCUAGACAGAAAACUCCCAAUUCCAGAAGUUACACCUCUCGAUGAACUCAUAGAGAAGGAGUAUUCUAUAAUAAAGUACUACUCCUUUGAUGUUUCUCACUCUGGCCUCCGUGAAGGCGUGGACUAUGUUCAAAAGAUAACAAGAUCCAACUGGGUAUAUACACUUAGCCCAUCUGGUGUUACAAAAGCUCUUGGAGUAUCAAAAUUACUGGAGCACUAUGGACUCUCUCCAAAUGAGUAUGGGUUUAUAGGUGACGGUGAUAAUGACACAGAGGCUAUGCACUUGUCUAGAGGCUCAUUUGCAGUCGCAAACGCAAAGGAACUCGCCAAAAAAUGCGCAAAAUGGGUACUCACAAAGACGCAUGACGAAGGGGGAUUCUCAGAAGCUAUGGGACUUGUUUACGGUGUGUAA